AUGGACUAUGCAAAUCGAAUCAUCUGUGGUCCGAUGGUACGAAUCUCCAGUCUUCCAUUUCGUCUUUUGACACUGGAAUAUGGAGCUGAUGUCGUCUUCUCUGAGGAAUUAAUCGAUUACCGACUCACUCAGUGUGUUCGAGUAGAAAAUGACUUGUUCGAUACAAUUGAUUUUGUUGUACCGGGAGAAGAUCGAGCAAUGUUACAGAUCCACAAAACUCGAGAAAAAAAUCACCUUGUUGUUCAAUUAGGCACAUCAGACGGUCAACGAGCAUUGAAAGCUGCUCAACUUGUAGAAAAAGAUGUUGCCGGAAUUGAUAUCAAUAUGGGAUGUCCAAAAAAGUUUUCUCUUCAGGGUGGAAUGGGUUCGGCAUUACUUGACCAUCCAGAUAAAGUUAAACAAAUUCUAGAAACUUUAGUCAAUAAUCUUUCAAUUCCAGUUUCAUGUAAAAUACGUUGUUUACCGACCAUAGAAGCAACAUUAUCACUCGUACGUGUCAUUGCAACAACAGGCGUUCAUGCGAUAACAGUUCAUGGUCGAACACGAGAUGAACGUAACAAUGAUCAAUGUCGCGAAGGAUUUAUUCAAGCCAUCGUUCAGGAACAUUUGCCGAAUAUUGUUAUUAUUUCUAAUGGAGGAUCAACCGUGAUAUCGUCCUACGAAGAUAUUGAGAAGUUUCGACUGCGUUGUGGUCCAACUCAUGGUGUAAUGUUAUGUCAAGCCGCUAUGUGGAAUCCAAGUAUCUUUCGACGCCAAGGACUCCUACCGAUUCGAGAUGUAGCCAAACGAUUUCUUGAAAUAAGUUUGGAGUUUGAUAAUCUAUUGCCAAAUAUGAAAUACGUUCUUCAACGGAUGUUUGGAGUGGCUGAUAAUGAAAUAGAGUUUUACGAGAAGAUUCUUGCUACCGAAACAGAAGCGGAACUCUACGAUUUGUUUGGUAUGAAGAAUGACUACGAACAGCAAUCAGAUGAACAACGACAAAUGUGGCGUGAAAAACUAAGGAAUCGAUUGAUGAACAUAUCUGACAAACCGUCUGAGUCUGAUAUCAUCGAAAAGUCAGCCAAAUUUGUUCGAUCUGAAUAUACAUCAACGAUGACACCAAAAUCUAUUUUAAAUGCCUAUUGCAUUCAAGCACAUGUUGAUAAACCUGUUUACCAUACAGAAGAAUUAAAACCUCAACGAAUAUUCCGAACAGUAAUUGAUUUCAAUGGUCAACGUUAUUCUACGACAUCGUGGGAGAAAAAUAAACAAUUGGCAGAACAAGGCAGUGCGAUUGUUUGUUUACAAUCCAUUGGUAUCGAUCCGAGUCGAGCUAAAUAUGGAGUUAAUUAUAUAAAAGCCUGUCUUUCGAACGAAAAUAAAUUAAAAUCAUGA
Messenger RNA from Adineta ricciae, 1374 nucleotides. The record is from the annotation of a GenBank genome assembly. NCBI's taxonomy places the organism in Eukaryota, Metazoa, Rotifera, Eurotatoria, Adinetida, Adinetidae.